AUGGACGAAUGUGAAAAACUGAUUCCUCUAAUACCGAGACUGAACCUCCUGGCCCGGGGUUGCCGGCGGGCUUCAUGUUCACCCCUCCUCUUACUAGUACCAGAUGCCCUCUGCAGGGGCCAGACGGAGGCUACAAGCCGGCACCGGAUGUCCCUGCCCCCUGUCACCACCAAGGAGAGUCCGGAAAGCCGCGACAGGGGCUCCGGCAGGACCUGCGGCUCCGGCCAGGCGCAGCGGGAGCCGGAGAAGCGGCAGGAGCCGGUGAAGUGUGUGCUGGAUGAGUUUGACAAGCUGCGACCUCUGUGUUACACCAGUGCAGAUGUGUUCCUGCUGUGCUUCAGUGUCGUCAGUCCCGCCUCCUUCCAGAACGUUCCUGAGAAGUGGGUUCCAGAGAUUCGGAGACACGCCCCCUUCGCUCCGCUUGUCCUGGUUGGGACGCAGUGUGACCUCCGAGAAGAUGUCAAGGUUCUCAUCGACCUGGCUAAGUACCGGGAGCGACCUGUGGACCCAGCAGAUGCCCGGGACUGUGGGGUGGAGAUUGGAGCUGUGGCCUACAUGGAGUGCUCUUCACUGACCCAAAAGAAUUUGAAAGAAGUGUUUGACACAGCCAUACUGGCUAGCCUGCAGAGCUGCAGCUCUCAUAAGCACCCAAGAGGGAAACAGAAACGACGAAAAAAGCAAAGGCAGACGCCGGACAAGAUGAAGAGUCUGUCCAAGUCAUGGUGGAAAAGGUACUGCUGUGUGGCCUAGAGCAGACCCUGCGAUCAGUUUGGGUCUAAGACUCUGAUGCUCUGUUGACUGUAUCCUGGUCUGAAUUCAGCUGGGUUUGGGUUCUGCCUGGACUCGCUUUUUGUUUGGGUUUCUCUCUAAUGGAGCCAGAUGUUGAGCAGGACCUCGACUCGACUGUGGCUGGGAACCAAAGUAAGACUGUCACAGAUCUAAAGUGCUUUACGUUUUGUUUUUGUUUGGAGAGGAGUUUUAGUCUUAUAGUGGAUUAUUUACUACUGAGCCCAGCCUGGUUCUAGAAGAACCUGCUCUGAAAAUACAGAAGUACUGCCGUGGCCUUUUUCUAACCGUGUUUGAUUCUUAACCUGCUUCCAGUAUGAGCCCUCUGCAGGACAAGUUUCUCCCUGUCCCCCAUGGAAACUGGUACGAACCAGAACUUUUCUGGGACUAGCAGAAGACUCUCUCCAUGCCUGGUGCAUUGUUUAUGAUCAGACCAGGCCAGAAACUUUUUCUCUUUGUCUGUGAUUAGAAAUUUAACAUCCUUAGUUACAUAUGAAAAAUGUAUCCAUUUAGGAUUUUUUGACCCAGACAUAAUCACUGGACACAGUGUUAUACAGGUAAAGGUGCAGCCUAUAAGCCUAAUCUGAAACCUGGAUCUUGGUUUACCUUGUAUUCUAGUCUAGUCUAUUCCACUAUUUGUGGAAUUAGGUCUGGUUUUUAGUGAGGUUGUCUUCAUGUCCUGCCACUGUAUGGCCCAGAAUGAAGCCAGACAGUCAAUAAGUUUGGUGUUGAUCACAUCAACAACAAUAGAACUAAUGCUUGUGUCCUUCUUCCCAAUCCAUUCUUGCCUUAUUAAAAAAAUAACACCGUCAUAUUUUUUCACUUGCUAAAUUUGUUUAAAAAGAGUAAUGAUAGCUACCACAUAUCUCAGUACUAGCAAAAGAUGCUGAACAAUGAAACGAGACUGUCUGAACAUCCAGAUGAUAAAACACACAAAGCAUUGUUCUGCAAAAGCAAGUUGUAUCUUUACUCAAGAAGACUCAACACUGUAUGUGGAAGUCAGGUUUCCACUGGUGGCCUCAUCUUUUCCACAUUAGUACUGAAGGACUCUAUCGUCUCUGUACCGUGGUGGUGCACUGCAGACAGGCACUUGACCUUAAUCGGGCAGGAGGACAUUUUGUAAUUUUAGUGUUUUCACAUUGUUCAACAAGCAAUAACUUUAGCUGUUAAGUGACUUCUGUAGAGGCCUUUUUCACAUUGCAAAUAAAGAAUUCAGCCUAAAACUGGAUUUGAAAUAUUCAUCCGAUCAACCAGUAACCUGCGUGCGUCUAUAGGCACAAGUUGCAAGUCAGGCAAAUACAAUAUUGGUUUCAGAUAUUUGUAUCUUUCCAGACACUUGAACAGCCAUAAGUGUGAGCACUUAACAGAAAUAGAUCAACCAAGUGCUCUUUGCAUGUGUUUAAAUCUACAAAAUGAAAAAAACACAGAGAUGGAUUUAUUCCUUAGCUUUCCAAUGCAAGUGUGUAUCUAAGACUGUGAAAUUUGAAUUAUGUACAUAUUCAGUGAAAUCUUUUCUUAGUAGUUAUGAACUAUAGUUUGAUUCAUCAUGUUUUUUGCUCUGCAUUUGCUCCCUUUACCCAAGAUACAAUCUCUCGCUUUCUUUAUUACAGUGCUAACCAUUGAUAAUUUCUGCCUCUGCAGCCUAUUCUCUCUCCAAUAGAAUACGUUUUGUAUGUUGUAAAGCAGAAAUAAAAACUAAAACACAAACUGUGUGGCCGUCAAACACUCCACUGCCACACCUCCCUUUGUACAUUGUAGUUACUUAAACAAGAGCAAAAAUUUACAGCUAUUUCUCUGCAGUGGCUGCAGCUGAAUGGCUCUUUGUAUUAGAGUCACUGCAGCAGAAUGGAAAAAGGGUGCAACCAGUGUGCAGUCUGUAAUGGAUUCAAAGCAGAUCUCCCAUUAUUUAGUGUGUAUGCAACAUAAAUAUUCAUAUUGAUAAGACAUAAACAUAAAAAAAUUGAUUUUCACUCUGGGCCCAUCUAAAAUAUGAUCUAAACCCCUGUCAGGCCCACGUUAAACCUUUGUCUGACUAGUAACCCAAACGUUAUAAGACGAGGUUAAACCGUCAAGAUUCAUACCUUCAGAGUGUUUUACUGUUUAACCGUACCUUUAACCAUCUCACAACAGCAAGUAAUCCACACCAGUUAACUUAACCUCCUGAAAAGGUCAACAAUAGUCAACAAUAAUAGAUAUCUAACUCAAUGAGUGUGAACUAGCUGUUAGCUCAGAGCUAAGGAAGCUGUAAACUUUGGGCUAAAAUGUGUUAAACCUGUUAAAUCUGUAAAAGUGAGGCAGUUUUUCUGAUUUAUGUUUUUUUCAAAGACCUGAAAUCCUUUACAUUUUAAUCACAUUUUGCAUCACAUUUUUUUAGUGUGUGGUUUAAAGUCAGUCAUCUACUGGUGGGGAAUAGAGUGAGAUGCGGUGUGCCUUGAAAUUCAAUUAUUAAUAAUUCCUUUUAAAUCUAUUAAAUUUAAGUUACACAAAAUGUUCAGAGUUUGGCGUGUUUUCUCCCUAGUUAAUGCAAACUGAGACAGGAACACCAGAACUUGCACAAUCGUAGUAGAGGAUUUGUACAAUGCUUUACGCUUCUGUGGAAUAUUUUCACCCAGUUAGUUAGCCACUCUCUUUUAAACAUUUCUUUUGGCACCAAAAUUUGGUUCCUACCAGACUUUUCUCUAAAAAUGCCCUUGUGAAACCUAAACUGGCCUGCUGAUUUUUCUACAAUCUGGCUUCAAAUACAUAUAUGUACAGUGUUGUUGUCUAAGAGGAAUCUGAGAACUUAUUCUCAUGUUGAAUUUAGGCCUGAAUGUAUAACUGUCUGGAUUUGAAGACUGCGUUACUGGAGCUUUUUGGUAGUUUUCUCCCGAAGAUGUUACAACUGCAACUGAAUGGGUUCACUGUGUCGAUGUUUUACUCAGCAAAUGCAUUGUUUCUUGCUCUGGGAAAAGGCAUAAUAAGUUGUUUGUCUUGCUGUUUGUGUGCAGUCUUGGCUGAUAGUGGAUCUAAGUAGGGUAAAGGUCACACAGACCCUUAUGAUAGCUGGCAUUUCCUCUACCAGGUCACGUACACUUAUGGAGAGCAUAGUAAGUUUCUCAUCACAGUGGGUCUGCUGUGAUUCAGGCCUGAACUAAUGAAACAAAUAUAAAUCUGUGUUAAAUUAUUCCAGUUUGAAUACAUUAACAGCAUGAAUGACAUCUAUCAGUCAUGUAAAAAAACAAUAUCUGUUUCUGACCAGGAUAUGAGGAUGACUUCAUGUUUGUUUUGGUUCUCACCUGGUAAAUUAAUCUUAUGCUAUAAUCCUAACAUUUACUGGACAGCGUCCACUCAAGUGAUAAUGUUGUAUGCUGAAAUAUUUUAACAGUAAAUAAAAGUCAUAAAAUUAACUGACUCAGUAAUGUUGGUUAUAUAGCAAGUUAGAAAACAUAAGCAAAAGCCACUGGUCAUAUGGUCACAGCCUGUUGUAACGUGGUAGCAGUAAAACUUUCUUUUUUUUUUUGGCUUAUGAAUUCAACUUUUUUAUAUAAGACUUAUAGUUGUGUUAUUUUGUGUUUCAGAAGUAGUCUGAUUUACCUUCUUUUCAGGAGCUGGUUGAUCCACAGCAUUGUAUAUUCUGUAUAGCAGAUGAAUGGCUUUGUAAUGUUGAACAGACAGGUCUCUGAAAGUGAACUAUUGUGUAUAAAGACAGUUAGGGAAGAGAUACGGUGGAGAGUAUUGUGCUGCAAAGUCAGUGUUUUAGGGAAGGUCACACAAAAAUGUUGAAGAUAGACACAAAUGUUUGGGACAGGUGAAAAGUCUGGAUGUGUACUAAAAUACACAGUUGCUGCAAUGGUUGACUUUCAGUUGUUGUGAUAUUUGAUGCUGGAACAGGUUUUUAAAUUGACAAAGGUGGAUUGAAUACAAGACAGUUGUACUUUCUUGGUACUGCUAAAUGAGUGACUCAGUAAACAAGUGUUUUGUGUUGAUAGAAAGUGAAGCCAUCCAAACCAGUCUGAAUCUGGAAACAAUAUGAAAUGGUUUCUGUAUGUGAAUGGCUUCAGAUCACUGUAAGAAAAUCUGUUGUUAGACUUUACUUGACAUAGCAUAUCCACACAUCCCUAAUUGUUGAUUGCACAAGAAUAUCCCCUAAAGUUCAGUGAGUUUAAGCAAAAGCAGAUGGGCUGCAGUGGACAGAAUGGUUCAUUCUAGAGAUUUGACUUUUAUUAAGGCUGAUACCCCCUAAAGCACACCUGAGCUCACUCACAUGGGACACCAGCUGAGAAUUUCCCUUAGGAAAACCGACCCUCUCAGCCUGCGUGAAACAUCAGCUUGUUUUCAUUUUUCCUGCAUGUACAAACAUUGUAACAGAGAAUCUGCUGCAAUCUGCUCGCACUGAAUUCGCUGUUUAACUGAGGGACGUCCGUCACAGAAAGAUGUGUUUGUACAGAAGUUUUAUACCCUGAGAAAUAAAGAA
Morone saxatilis (striped sea-bass) is the source of this 5239-nucleotide messenger RNA. RefSeq names its product ras homolog family member Ua (gene rhoua). The transcript has 3 exons. Bases 1 to 750 code for a protein of 249 amino acids. The record is from RefSeq and is a predicted model, not a curated record. NCBI's taxonomy places the organism in Eukaryota, Metazoa, Chordata, Actinopteri, Moronidae. Gene Ontology annotation, biological process: small GTPase-mediated signal transduction. Gene Ontology annotation, molecular function: GTP binding; GTPase activity.